Molecule: messenger RNA, 3735 nt
Organism: Ochotona curzoniae (black-lipped pika)
Lineage: Eukaryota; Metazoa; Chordata; Mammalia; Lagomorpha; Ochotonidae
Gene: PKD1L3
Product: polycystin 1 like 3, transient receptor potential channel interacting
Exons: 24
Coding region: 1-3735 (1244 amino acids)
Biological process (GO): detection of mechanical stimulus
Cellular component (GO): membrane
Molecular function (GO): calcium channel activity; protein binding
Source: RefSeq, a predicted model, not a curated record
AUGACGUCCCCACCUUUGGGACCCUUCUGGCAUGAUGAAGAUGUGUUCUCUGGUCGUCCGGUGGCCGCCUCUGGCUCAGCCGGCGUCUCAGACGGCAAUGGUGACUUGCGAGAAAGCCCGACAGGUGCCCUUGGUUCCCGGCAGAUCACAAGCGAGAUGGCACGGAAUUGUCCCCAGGCCAGGAUUAUCCAUGCACUGAUUGAUCUGCAUGAGCAGUUGCUGGAGGACCCAGACCCCUUCCAGAACAGCAGUCUGGCUGUCUCGAUGCCUGCGACCUCCUGUCCAUUUCAGCAGGAAAUGAGGGAAGCCGGAGAAGGAAGUUGGCAAGGACAUGGACAGCUGGUGGAGGACGUCCUGGAGAUGGCCCUGAUGGCUCUUGGGAAGCUCCAGCAAGCAUUUGUCCAGCAGAACCAGGUGUCCGGGUCUGCUGUCACCUUGACCACCUCCUCUGCUGCUGUGAUGCUGAGCAGCCACAACGCGUCCACGUUGCCUCUGAGCUCCUUCGCUCUGGGCGGCCCGGCACCGGUGAGGCUGGGCUUUCCCUCGGCCGCGGCUCUGGAGGAGCUCCUGGAGAGGCACCCAGGCGUGGACGUCCAGGUCACAGGUCUGGCGUUCAAUCCCUUCGAGGAUUUAGAUGACAAGAACAUCGUUGGGAGCGUGGGAACAGUGUUGCUAAGCUCUGAUCAUAAAUUACUCCAUGUCCAUGGCUUGAUGGAAGACAUUGAGAUCAUGCUCUGGAGAAACAGCAGCCUGGAAACCCACCCCACCAGCCUCAACCUCAGCAGCAGCCGCUUCGUGAUCGCGCUGAACGUCACCUCCACGGACAAGACCCUGCUCGUGAGCCUGCAGCCCGAGGCGCCCCUCUCCGUGUCGCUCCACCUGGGCUUCCAGCAGCCGCCCGAGCCCACCAACUCCCCCCACAACAUCACCCUGCCCAGGGACCAGGUGUGGCAGGAAGAUGAGGAGUACACUUGGGUGCUGACCCCCGAGAGCCUGCAGUACGGGACAGGCACCUACUACAUAACCGCCGUGUUGGAGGGGGACACACAGGGCACCCUGGUCUCCGUGGUGACAGCCGUCACCCAGUGUUACUUCUGGAACAGCCACGAGAGGGCGUGGAAGAGCAGCGGGUGCCAGGUCGGGCCGCGGAGCACCGUUCGCAGGACGCAGUGCCUCUGUAACCACCUGACCUUCUUCGGCAGUGACUUCUUCAUCCUGCCCAGGACGGUGAACGUCCAAGACACCGUCCAGCUGUUCCUGCGCGUGAGCAGCAACCCUGUCGGGGUGUCGCUGCUGGCCGGUGUGCUGGCCUUCUACGCGACCCUGGCUCUGUGGGCUUGGAGAGAGGACCGAGCGGACGCACGGAAGGUGAAGGUCACCGUGUUGGCCGACAGUGACCCUGGCGGGCGCUUCCACUACUUGAUCCAAGUCUACACGGGCUAUCGCAGAAGGGCUGCUACGACGGCAAAGGUGGUCCUCACCCUGUAUGGCUCCGAGGGACGGAGUGAGCCCCACCACCUGGCGGAUCCCCACAAGCCUGCGUUUGAACGAGGGGCCCUGGACGUCUUCCUGCUUGCCACCCGGAGGCCUCUAGGGGAGCUGCACAGCCUGCGGCUCUGGCACGACAAUUCCGGCGCCAGCCCUGCUUGGUACGUGACCCGGGUCGUGGUCAGUGACCUGACACUUCAGAGGAAGUGGCACUUCCUGUGCCACUGCUGGCUGGCCGUGGACUUGGGGGACUGUGAGCUGGACCGGAUCUUCCUUCCAGCGUCCCGCGGCGAGCUGCUGUCCUUCAGACACCUGUUUCCCUCCGUGAUGGUGGAGAAGUUUACCCAGGAUUACCUGUGGCUCUCGGUGGCCACCCGGCACCCCUGGAGCCCGUUCACGCGGGUGCAGCGGCUGAGCUGCUGCGUGACGCUGCUGCUUUGCAACAUGCUCAUCAACGUCAUGUUCUGGAAGGCCAACGCCGCCGUGGCUGGCGAGGGUUUCCUUCCAGUGGGCCCGCUGGCUGUGACCUGGUCCGAGCUGCGCAUCAGCCUCCAGACGGCCGUCAUCCUUUUCCCCAUCAACCUGGUGGUGGGGCGGCUCUUCCCGCUGACACAGCCUCAGGAGACCCUGCCUCCCGUCCCCCAAGCCUGGGCCCCCUGCCUCUCAGAUGCACCUGCUGAGCCCCCCUCUCUCACAGAGGUCAUUGAGGAGCUGAGGGAGACAGUGGGGUUCCUGCUCAGGAGAUCGGGGAACAUGCUCCCGGAGUGUGCACACCCCCCAGCGGGUACCCGGGACGUGAGCGAGCUGGUGAAGUUACUGUCAAGCCUCGUGUGCUUGCACCUCAAGGAGCAAGGCAGCUGCCGGCCAGCCGGGCCUCGCAGGGCCAGUGCUCCCGAGAACCAACGCCUUCUCAGCUGCUACCUGCUCGGAGUGGUGGAGAGGCUGGAGUCCUGUCUGGGCGCGCCGAGCCCGUCCCAGGCGCCCCAUCCCCGCGACGUCCAGGAGGCGACCGGCCAACUGCGCAGACUCCGGGACCUCCUGCGCACCCGGGCAGUGCCGGCGGAGCAGGAUGUGCCCAGGGAGGUGACCUGCUUCCCCCUGCUGAGCCCGGAAGCUGAGCGGAACCCCAGUGCUGCUGGCCGGCGCCAAUGGCUGUCCUGCGCCUCCUGGGCCCUCCUGGGCAUCGCUGGCCUGGCUGCUGCCUUUUUCACCGCCCUCUACAGCUUGGACUUGAACAAGGACCAAGCCAGCAGCUGGGUCGUUUCGAUGAUGCUGUCGGUGCUGCAGAACAUCUUCAUCAGCCAGCCGGUGAAGGUGGUCAUUCUCGCCUUCGGGCUGUCACUGCUGAUGAAGAGGGUGCCGUGGCUCAACAGAGAGAGCGGACAGCAGACAAGAAGGAUCCUGGCCCUCGCCGUACAAACCCUCUUCCUCGUCCUGCUGAUGACAAGAACCUACUCUGCGCAGAACUCCAGCCGAUUUUACCUCCACCAGGCCAUCCGGAAGAGCUUAGCCCCUGCCUUUGCCAAGAUCCGACUGCUGGAGGAGUUCUACCCUUGGGCCAGGCACACUCUCCUUCCGCACCUGUAUGGUGAUGGCAGAGGCUGCGUCACCGACGGGAACUGCUUCCUCCUGGGCAGCAUCCUGCUCCGUCAGAUCCGCACCCCCGGCGCUCCUCCCUGUGACCCUGGGGCAGCCUCCCAGCAGCAACCAGCGGGUACAGAGGGCUGCAGUGUCAGCUGGGGGCCUCCCGAGGCCAACAACACGGCGCCCGGGAGCCCAUGGCACCCUCAGGAUAAGGAGAGCCAGCAGGACCAUCCCAUCCAGGGGGAGUUUGCCACUUACUCGGGAGGCAGCUACGCCGUGAGGCUGGGGAGAAACUCCACGGCUGCAGCCAGUGACAGCCGGAGCCCCGCAGAGUACCCUGCACGCGUCGUGAGGGCAGUUAGCACCGCGGAGGAAGCAGCUGACGCGGCGGUCCUGCAGCACCUCCAGCAGUGGCACUGGCUGGACCGGCGCACCAGGGUCCUCUGCAUGGAGUUUGUGGUCUUCAAUGCCAACGUGAACCUGUUCUGCGCGGUGACCCUGAUCCUGGAGUCCAGUGACGUGGGUGCUUUAUUCAGCUCUGUAAGAGUGGACAGUCUGCCUGCCCUGCAGGCCUCCCAGAUGGGCCUUGGCUGGGACGUCGUCUCCCAGGUCCUGUAUCACCUGCUGGUCUGUUACUACGCCUUUGUCCAGGCAGAACCUUAA